Daphnia magna is the source of this 3339-nucleotide messenger RNA. RefSeq names its product putative nuclease HARBI1. Lineage: Eukaryota; Metazoa; Arthropoda; Branchiopoda; Diplostraca; Daphniidae. The transcript has 9 exons. The coding region runs from base 2119 to 3282 and encodes 387 amino acids. The record is from RefSeq and is a predicted model, not a curated record.
GCAUCUUUUCAAAAAGAUGAGAUAAGAUAAGAUAAGAUAAGAUAAUUUUGAUAUCUUUUGAUAUCUUUUAUCUUUAAAAUUUUUUGUAAUAUCUUUAUCUUAUCUUAUCGGUUUUUUAAAAGAUAUUUUAAAAGAUGAUUUUGUCACGUGAUUAUUUUUUCGUGCAUGAUUCCCUCUGUUGUCUAAUAGCGUUAUUAUAAUGUUAGACUCAAACUGCAACGUCAGUUUGACGAAUGCAGAGUUGCAGACUAGAGACUACAGAUCAGAAGAGCAGAUACAGUCUAGUUACCUACAGAAGUUCCAUCAAGAAAAUGACACGCUUUGCUUUUUUUUACAUUCAAAAGUGAAUGACUGAAUUGUUCACUGAGCUGACAGAAGACGCAAUUGAUUGUAAUCGGUCUCUUUUUCGGUCUUCGAAAAAAAUAUUUAGAUUCAACCUUUCCUUGGUUGCUUUGCCUUGCCUGACAGGCUGACAUGCCUGUUUCUUUGUGGUUUCGGCUUAAACCUUCACAGGUUUUGUUGAAUUCUAUUUACGGUUUUGAAAAUUGAAGUGAAAUAAUGCCAAUGCCACGAGCAAAAACAACAAAUUUGGGAAGAGGUCGGAGAGGAAGAGGUACAGCAUAAAGAAUAUUUAAUCAACCCUCAUUACUCAUUGAAGUUGGAGCCUCAAAUGAGAACAAGGCUCAUCAAGAUGAAGAUGACCAGGAUUUGGCCAGCUUGGUAUCGAUACCUGAUGCAGACUUUGAAGAAUGCAUCAGGUAGAAUGCUCUGGUUGAAGAUGAGGAAGGAGAAAUGACUAUAGAUGCUUCAACGAAACAGCUCUCACCACCACCAGAAACCAUACCAAUUCCAUCAUUUAAUGUAAAUACAUGGCCAAAGUGGGGAUCACACUUUUUCCAGGAUUGGCGCAAAAGCCCAAUGGGAAAAAUUUUUGGCGCUUGCAAGCUGUGCCACAAGUAUUUUGCGGGAGACAAAACGUCUUUUACCAACUUUAAAGUCCACUGUACGUUAGUACACAAAGACGAGUGGGAUUCUUUUUCGUCAUCCGCUACGUCACUCGAAAGCAAGCCAAAUACGGCAAAUAGCUCUUCCAUGGUAAAUUUUGUCUACCCUACCAGGCCAGUUUGCAAGGGAAGAAAAGUUUCGCUCGAUGAGGGCGUUACACGAUUGAUUUGCGAAGAAAAUCUUCCAUUGCACAUCGUUAACCGACCCGGAUUCCGCGCUUUUAUUCAGCUUGCAGUUCCUGGCUAUGAACUACCAUCUGCCCAGAGAGUACGCAACACUUUAAUACCAGAUUUAGAGGCCACUGUUAAAAAAAGAGUUAGGGAAAAACUCGCAAAAUGUUCUAGUUUUAGCGUAAUAUUAGACAUCUGGUCUUCAAAUAACAUGAGCGGGUACAUUGGAUUCACCUGCCAAGCGGUAACUACUAAUUUUGAGUUAUUCAAUUGCUUUUUGGGCGUGAAAGAAAUGCGUAGCCGUCAUACCGCCGACGCAAUAAUCGCCGAAAACGAGGAUAUAUUACAGAAACGGGAUAUACCGUUUACGAAGGUCAAAAAGGUUAUAACAGAUGGUGGAAGCAACAUGAUAGCGGCGCAUUUCAAUGGCUUUCCUGGAUGGGAGGACGACGGGAGCAGCUCAAAUUUUUGAUGAUGAUUUUCCAGAAAUUGAAGCUCGCCCAGUCCAUUCUACACAUCAUGAAUCAACUGGUGAAAUAGAAAUGGUCGAAAUGGAGCUGGAUUUAGAAGAUCCAUAUGGAGUUCUUCUUGGUGUUGAUGUUCCAUUUUCCGACGAAGACAUUUUGGAAGUAGUUCGAGAUGUAGAAGACGCAUCUGGGGUCGUAUUCCGAACGUCGACUUAGACUUGACUUGGACUUGACUUAGGCGUUUUUCCUACUUGACUUGAAAAAAUUUUCAGACUUUAACCGAAGUUGAAUUCCGAACCAAAAAAUUUCAAUUCAAGUAAGAAACUUGGACUUGAAAACUCAAAAGUCGAGCAUUAAAACUAAGUUAAGUCUCUCGAAUCUCAAGGUACCUGUUUAGGUGCCUUGAAACUGACUUACGGGCUUAAGUUCUAUAAGUAGCGGGGAGAAUAGGCAGUGGCGUUGCGUUUGUUUACACAAUGGCCGAUUAUUGUAAUGACGUCAUUGAUGAAUUCUUGGAGGAUAUGGGUAAUUUAACUGAUAAUUUUGACGAUUUAUCUACGGGGAGUGAUAAUGAAUUUCGAGCCGAAAAUCGCCGAGCCAAAAAGAGUCGUCUUAUUCCAUUUUAUCGUACAAGGAAAGAUAUUCUAAGUUAUUUUUCUGCUGACAAAUUAAUGGCGACUUUUAGGUUCGAUCGACCUUCUAUAGAAUUCAUCACAGCACUUAUUGCCGAUAUUUUACCACGACGAAAGACAAAAGCACAGCGGAAUUUACUUCCGCUGGAUAUGGUAUUGAUUGCAUUGCAAUUCUAUGCCACUGGAACUUUUCAAACUGUUGUUGGAAACGUUCUUAGAUACAGUCAGCCGUCUGUGUCACGAUCCAUUGCUGCAGUAUCCCUAUCUUUAUCCCUUAUAUCGGCAAAUCACAUUCAAUUUCCUGACAACUUAAAUAACCUGAAACGUGAGUAUGCUGAAAUAGCACGCAUUCCAGGCGUCAUUGGAUCAAUUGAUGGCACUCACAUUCGAAUCCAACGUCCGAUAUUGUACGAAAAAGCCUAUGUGAACAGAAAAAACUAUCAUUCAAUCAACGUUCAAGCAAUAUGUGAUGCUGGACAUAAAUUUUUGAGUGUAUGUGGGACUAAACCUGGAUCCUGCCAUGAUUCCUCAAUUUUUAAAGGCAGUGCUAUUGGGAAAAAAUUUGAAUCGGGAUUUUUUGGAACAAGCAUAUUGUUAGGUGACAGCGGAUAUUGCAACACUCCAUUUCUUUUUAUUCCAUAUCAUGAUCCAGUGGAAGGAUAUAAGAUAAGAUUUAAUAGAGCACACAAAUCUACACGAUGCACAAUUGAGCGUUCAUUUGGCAUUUUAAAGAAAAGAUUCCAUGUGUUACAUUCCGAAAUUCGCAUGAGUCCUACGAAAGUCUCUUGGGUUAUUGUGGCAUGUUGUGUUCUACAUAAUAUUGCUAUUGAUUUGAAAAUGCCGCUUGAUGACAACUGGGACGUUGAUGGCGAUGAUUCCCACCAAGAAGGAAACAUGCCAGAGUUAGAGAUCAGACCAACCGGAACAAUUACACAAAAAGAAGCCGCAUUGCGAAGAUUGGGUAACACAAAAAGAGACAGAGUGGCGAGCAAGACAUUUCCUCGUUAAAGACUUUGUAUUAAUGAAAGCAUUAUUGCGAAUCAAUAAAAAAGCUGAUAAAAUCUA